CAGGCUCAGCCUCGGCAUCAGGACAGCAUGAAGACGGCGGUGGUUUUCACUGCGUUGGCCUUGUUCUGGCAGCACAGUCUGGUUACUGGGCACGCACUGGGACGGCCCUUGAUUCCCAGUAACCUGGACCAGUUAAAGUCGCUGCUGGAGCGGAUCGAGGAGACUCUGGCUGACGAGGCCCGGGAGGAGGCGGAUUACGAGGAGCCGACCCAGGAAGCCGAACCGAGCUGGAGCCCGGAGCAGCAGAACCGGCCGUCGGAGGCGGGUCAGCGGAACCGGCUGAACGACCUGCUGCUGAGCCUUAGGAAGCGGGCCUCCAGCUGCUUCGGCGCACGCAUGGACCGGAUAGGAAACAUCAGCGGCCUGGGAUGCAACAGCGGCAGAGGGUAGCCGUACGGAUCGUUGGAUUAUUCUGAGCCUGAAGCCAUGACUGUCAUCCUGCUCCGGUGAAAAUUGAUUAUUGAUCAUGUAAAUAUGAGUGGUUCACCCUCUGAAGUGGAAAUUUAUCUGCCAGCCAAAUAUGUGUCGUUUUCUAACACAUAUAAAAUUAAAGG
Poecilia latipinna (sailfin molly) is the source of this 554-nucleotide messenger RNA. It is a transcript of the gene nppa, whose product is annotated as natriuretic peptide A. Lineage: Eukaryota; Metazoa; Chordata; Actinopteri; Cyprinodontiformes; Poeciliidae. The coding region runs from base 28 to 390 and encodes 120 amino acids. The transcript has 3 exons. Gene Ontology annotation, biological process: neuropeptide signaling pathway; cGMP biosynthetic process; receptor guanylyl cyclase signaling pathway. Gene Ontology annotation, molecular function: hormone activity; hormone receptor binding. The record is from RefSeq and is a predicted model, not a curated record. Gene Ontology annotation, cellular component: extracellular region; cytoplasm.